AUGUCCACCACUUCUGAGAAGAACACUAUGGGCAUCGCGGUUGAAGAAGUCAGAAAGCCUGAACCUGAGCUUGGGGGCCAAAAUCACAGUUCUCCCAGUCUGGAGGAUCUCAUCGAGGAGGUUCCUCCUGCGGAGGACUCGCCGAGUCUGAUUGAGACGAUUGGGUAUUUGCUUUCUAUUCAAGAUGGCUAUGGACCGCCGGAUUCAACAUGGGAUGUGGAGGAUUUUGAUUAA
This is a messenger RNA of Aspergillus eucalypticola CBS 122712, 234 nucleotides long. RefSeq lists its product as uncharacterized. The record is from RefSeq and is a predicted model, not a curated record. The transcript has 2 exons. Bases 1 to 234 code for a protein of 77 amino acids. NCBI's taxonomy places the organism in Eukaryota, Fungi, Ascomycota, Eurotiomycetes, Eurotiales, Aspergillaceae.